Messenger RNA from Danio aesculapii, 519 nucleotides. RefSeq names its product neuropeptide FF receptor 2-like. The annotation marks the transcript as partial. Gene Ontology annotation, molecular function: G protein-coupled receptor activity; peptide binding. Gene Ontology annotation, cellular component: membrane. Lineage: Eukaryota; Metazoa; Chordata; Actinopteri; Cypriniformes; Danionidae. The transcript has a single exon. Gene Ontology annotation, biological process: neuropeptide signaling pathway. The record is from RefSeq and is a predicted model, not a curated record.
ACUGAGCUGGACCCCCGUUCUCAGGCUCUUCAUGAAACGAGGCUUCAAGGGCGCAGACAGAUCGCACGUAUGGUUGCAGCUUUGGUGCUGCUUUUUGCUCUCUCGUGGUUGCCUAUGUACGUGACUGAUAUCUGGCUUGACCGUGAGCUGCGCCAUCCACCAGACUGGCUCCUACAGACCAGACCCUUUGCACAGUGGUUGGGCCUCACCAACUCUUCUCUCAACCCUUUUUGCUACUGCUUCAUCGGUGACCUCCAUCGUUCGGCGAAGGCUUUGCGUUUGCGGCUGCUCGGUCCGUCACCAGCUUCAGCGCUGGCUCUGGCAUCUCUCCCAAAAAUAUUCAACCUGCAGAAUCAGGACAAAUCUCCCGUGGUUGCCACCGACAGCUCGCCCAACUCCUGCGGGGAGGACGCUGGGAGUCUGAAUCUGUCGAUGUGGUGGACUCAAUCUCGCACAUGUGAGUCAUUGAGCUUGCCUUACCACUUAGGAAUGACUGAGGCCAUUACGCUGGAUUCAUAG